CGUCGGACUAGUCGCGUCGCGACCGCGCGAUGGUACGCACGUUUCGCGUGUGCGCGUGCACUGAAGACAGUAAAACCGCAGCAAAAUUGUACAUAAUGUAGUGUCCGGUUAUCGUUGUCUUCUCUCCUUCUCUCCGUUCCGGUGAAGAACGACGACGCAACACGACGUCGCGACGUUAACACGCGCUCCGAAAGACACUGUCCUUUUUUUCUUUAUUUAUUUUUCGUUAAAAUUCGCGAAACCACUGUAGCCGAUUAUACGGUUCAGUGCUUCAACAGGUCACCUGCGUGCUGUGCGACAUAGUGACGAUCCCCGAGAAGUUAUCACUGUGGCUACACACCGCACCCGUCUUCUCUUCUUCGUCGGCUGCGUCGCCUCGGAUUACAUCAUGACAAACUCGACUCCACCGAAGGCAGCGUGAUGCCGAGAGAAUCCUGUCGGGGGUUGCUGUUGACCCUGGUGUCGAUAUUCGUCGGCCUGUGUGAGACCACCGGCACGACAUCCGGCGCGCAGCAUCCGAUCUGCAAGCCCGGCUUGGAGUUCUGGUCUACGGAUCGCGUCUCUUGCUGGCCAUGCACGCGAUGCGCUCCCGAGUUCACGUUAAGCCCGUGCACAGUGCACAAAGACGCGAUAUGCGGUCCGCUGUCGGCGCUGGAGCUCGACUGGUCCUUCUUGUCGACCAAAAAGAGGCCGGAAGCUGGACAACGUCGCCUCGAGGCAGUCACUUCGAAGAUGCUCUGGCAGUUGCCCGAGUCGACGGAGGAACGGCAAGAGCAACUUCGCGAAGAAACCGGUGAUCUCGUCGGUCUCAGUCGCGAGGACAACGGUGUCCUGGACGACGAGGAACCGGUCUCCGCUUCGCAAGAGUCGAAGGUGGCACAUGAUCCUCGGGAGAGGAGAAAAUCAACCGGCGUGGACAAUCUCCCGUGGGAUUGGCAGACCGGCGCUUUGGUCCUCGCGGUGUGCGCCUGCAUAGUAUUCUUUCUGGUAGCAGGAUGUUCGGCUCUCGUCUACGCGAGACAGUGGCGGCGUAUGAAGAGGAAUUUCGAGCCAGCGGGUCUAGAGGAGAUCUCGGCCAGGUUGAACCUGAUGGUAAAGGCGGAGUUAGCCGAGCUGGUCGCAGGGGCGCCGAUGAAUCCAGGUGAUCCUGAGACCAGAUGUCAGUAUCUCGAGAAGCUUUUAGACCGGAAACGAGAGACUCCGGUGGUGGCGGCGGCGGCGGCUAGCUGGCCAGUGGAGGCGGGCGGCAACUUGUACAUCGAGGAGGGGGGCACGCCGAGGAGUAAACGAUCGCAGAUCGCGCGGAUUCAGCGUAACAUCGAGACCAUUCUCACUCACAAGACGAACGGCGCCGAUUGACCGCGCAACGAUCCCUUCGGCUCUUCAGGAGAUUCCCUCUGGACUCGCGUGUCGGCCUGGGGCCACCGUGUUUUUUUCGUAGCGCAAUUAGAAUUAGCGCGUUGCGUUCAAUUCGGUCGACAACGACGUGUUCCGCGAGAGUUCCUUUUGAAUUCUCAGUGUGAACAAUCGGGAGUUUUGUAUCUCACGUGCUCAACGUGAUUUUCGAUUCGUUCUCAUACGACAAGAUUUGUAAACAUUUAUUUCGAUUCUUCCGUUGUAAUAAGCGAACGGCUUUUGACACCGACAUGUCAAUAUCUGGAUGGAAAAUAUACUGUCAAUUAAAGGGUUCCACUAAUUUUCGGCGAGGAAAAAGUUGCAACACUUAAGGUCACUGACUCUGCUCGUAAUCAUUUGGUUUACACGUACUUGCUUUCUUUGUGUAGUAUAUUGUACAAUAUAUUGACGUGACAAAUCUUUUAAAAAACUUCAACGUUGCAAACGUCGAAGUUGCAGCGCGAGCUAAGCUAAAGCUGAAUAUAUUUGAAGAAGGCGCGAAUUAUUACGAAUUAUCCAAAGUGCCAUAACUUUCUCUUUAUCACUAAUUAGACUUUCUCCCUGUAGAAUAUUCCGUCCAGAUAUUCGUAUGUCGAUGGUUUUUGAACUCGGUAACACACAACUUCAUGGAAUAAAUCUCUAUUCAGCGCGUUGGAAAGCCGAACUGCGAGACAUAGUGGACGUUUUCUAUUUUGUAAUUCGAUAUUGUUAAACGUACAGUAGUGUAGUUUGUUGCGACAACCGCGGGUAAUCAAGUGCUUGCACUUAGGAUCAGAUGCACCAACGUUGCUCAGUGCUAACCGUGCAUAUACACACACACGCGCACACACACACAACAUAUACAACUGAAAAAUUUCCACACGAUAAUGUCGCGUAGUAAAUUUCCACACGGAUCGGUUGAGAAGAAGUUACAAAUAAUUCGGAUUGCAUAGGAUUAGAUUUUUUCGCGCGCGCGCAUGCGGAAUUUAAUUUUUUAUCUAUUACAAUAUUUAUAAUUUAUAUAAUUCGAUUUUUCUUUCAUAGCCGUGAAAUCAUCUCUGAUUUCCUCUUGUAAUUAAUAAGAUGUCGAUUAUUAUCGAUGGUGCUAUAAUACUUGGGUAACUAUAUCCAGCAAAACUAAUUAGGGAAGUUUACUGGAAUCAGUUAUCCGGCGAAUCGUUGGUGUAAAGCGUCUUCUACAAUGGCAGUAGGAGUAGUAGUAAGAAAUAAGCAGUAAGCAAAUUGACCAAUUCCAUUCUCACGUUUCAAAAAUAACCGAUUGUGAUUGGUCUAUUUACUUACUGCUUAUUUCUUACUACUACUCCUACUGCCAUUGUAGAAGACGCUUAAUAGAGCCCGAUUUACUUUAGCGCGUAAGACCGCGACAAUACGACGCACAGCGAACAAAUUGAGUUUGUUCGCUGUUGCGUUGCAUUCAAAUGGAAUCUAGGAUUUUCGCUCUUUGACGAAUUAAUGAUGACUCGUCGUGACUCGCGGGAGAAAAGCAAACUCGCAAGGAGACAUUUCUCUGCCGUGUCCCAGAGCUCGAGCGCGUCUCGAGCGACGAGCGACGCGUGUCCAGGAAAUUCUAUUUAUUUCUCCCUUUUUUUCCCUUGGUAGCUUUAACACGACGAAUAUUGUAAUAUAAAACGCUUCUGUAUUCAUAUACACAUGGUACGCGAAUAAUAAAAUAAGACUUCGAUAUUAUACUCAUA
This is a messenger RNA of Odontomachus brunneus, 3089 nucleotides long. RefSeq lists its product as uncharacterized. The transcript is spliced from 5 exons. Bases 421 to 1359 code for a protein of 312 amino acids. Lineage: Eukaryota; Metazoa; Arthropoda; Insecta; Hymenoptera; Formicidae. Gene Ontology annotation, molecular function: protein binding. The record is from RefSeq and is a predicted model, not a curated record.